Molecule: messenger RNA, 660 nt
Organism: Pyricularia pennisetigena
Lineage: Eukaryota; Fungi; Ascomycota; Sordariomycetes; Magnaporthales; Pyriculariaceae
Exons: 3
Coding region: 1-660 (219 amino acids)
Molecular function (GO): acetyltransferase activity
Source: RefSeq, a predicted model, not a curated record
AUGUCUUCAAAGACGGAAAAGGACCAAGAACAAAUCGCCAUAGCCAAAGGGCUGGAGAACAUCCCUUGGUGCGAUGACUACGAAAAGAUGAUCUCGGGUGUCUUGUACGACUCUUUCGUACCGGAGCUGGUCCAGGGUCGCUUUAGGGCCCGACGCUUCAUGCACAAGUACAACCACUACUUUCCCGAAGAUGCGACUCCUGAAUCGCUGCAAAAGGGCCGUGAAGGGCUCCUCCGGGAAAUCAUGGGCAAGGUCGGCAAGGAUUCCUUCAUUGAGCCGCCGGUCAACAUCGACUAUGGCUGCAACAUCAUUAUCGGUGACAACUUUUACUCGAACUUCAACCUCGUAAUUCUAGACUGUGGCAUCGUCAACAUCGGCAACCGUGUCAUGUUCGGUCCCUUUGUCUCCAUCUUCACCGCCACCCACGAGACCGAGGUACAGUCGCGUCGGGACGGGAUCGAGUACGCUCUCCCUGUCACGAUUGGGGACGACUGCUGGAUUGGCGGCAACGUCACAAUCUUGCCCGGUGUCACGAUCGGCAAGGGCACCACCAUCGGUUCCGGCAGCGUCGUCACCAAGUCAAUCCCCGAGUUCUCUGUCGCAGUAGGAUCGCCUGCAAAGGUAAUAAAGAAGGUUCAGCCUGUGCCAGAUCUUCCAUAG